This is a messenger RNA of Vicia villosa (hairy vetch), 837 nucleotides long. RefSeq lists its product as uncharacterized. NCBI's taxonomy places the organism in Eukaryota, Viridiplantae, Streptophyta, Magnoliopsida, Fabales, Fabaceae. The coding region runs from base 1 to 837 and encodes 278 amino acids. The record is from RefSeq and is a predicted model, not a curated record. The transcript has a single exon.
AUGUGUCUUCCUACUGAUGAAGGCGGCCUUGGGCUGCGAUCUUUAGUUAAGCUUAAUGAAGCUUCGAAUCUUAAGCUGGCUUGGGAUCUUCUUUCUUCUUCGGACUCCUGGGCCAUCCUUAUGAGGCAGAGAGUUAUGAGAAAACACAAGAUCAUUAAUCAUUAUAUCUUCUCUUCCAUUUGGUCUAGCGUCAAAUCGGAGAUGCCCUCUGUUCUUGCAAACUCUUCUUGGUGCCUGGGCAACGGUAAGGAUAUUAGCUCAUGGUAUGAUAAUUGGUGUGGUGCGCCGCUGUUUAGUAGCUUCACUGACCUGACAUCGAUUAAGGAUCAAAAUGUAAGCAGUAUCAUUGUCAAUGGCAAUUGGGACUUUUCUAAAGCUGACACCAUCAUUCCUCCUUAUAUGCAAGUGCAAAUUUCUAAAUGUCACAUUCCUAUAGAGCCCUUGCAGGAUAGGCGUGUUUGGUCUCACUCUCAGUUUGGUGAUUUAUCUACAAAGCUUGUGUAUGAGUUUAAGCGGCUUAACGGUAAUCGGAAAGAGUGGUGGCGGUGGAUUUGGGCCAAAUCUAUACCUCCGUCAAGAUCUUGUUUGGUUUGGAGAAUUUUGCAUCGGAAGGUGCCAACGGAUGAGCAAUGGAGACGUCGGAAUUUCUCUAUGGCUUCCAAAUGUGGCCUGUGUUGUGCAGCAGAAGAAACCGAUCAACACCUUUUUUUCGAUUGUGAUUAUGCCUCUUAUCUUUGGAAAUGGCUGCAAAACAUUCUUAAUCUUCCCUUUCCUAUCUCCGGAUGGCCCGACAUUUGGAGCAUUUGUAAAAGGCCUUUUCUGCCCAAUGCAAAAUGA